UUACCGUUAUAGUGCAAUUAAUGUAUUGUUUAGUGUUGUGUUGAGUAGUGGCUUUGCUGGCAUGCACCCCCAAUUUGGGGGGGGGUUUGCCCAACCAAGAUUUACAUGCUAAAAUCACCAUUGGGUUCAAGUUGCCAGAUUUCAACGGACUGUCCACCCGAAACAACUUCUCAUCGCCAACGGUUACUCUCUGCCAUGUUCCCCGAAGAAGGAAGCAAGCCACCGUCGCGAAUUUCAGAGGCUCGAAAGGCAUUAAAAAUCAGCCGCAACAGCUAAGGUCUCGCUCGGCCAAGAGGCAGCUCCGGUGCAGCCACUGCUCCAAGCACCUCUCCCACAGCCAACAACUGAAGAUGCAUGAGAGGGUGCACACUGGAGGGAAACCGUGUCAAUGUGUCUACUGCGGGAAGUGCUACAAACAGUCAACACCCUUCUAGGUACAGCUCUAGGAUCAGAUUCCUCUCCCCAAUCCUAACCUUAACUAUUAGUGGAAAAAAAUUAAAAACGGACCCAAGAUCAGCUUCUAGGGGCAACUUCACACUACUCCACCUGGCGCAACGAUUGGCAAGGCCAGGAGUUUUUCCUGUGAUCAGACCAGUGAAACCUCCUGGCCAUAGUUUAAGGGGAAUGACUCCACACUUCUGGGGUUUUCAUAUGAAAACUGGGUCAAUGUGUUUUUGACAGUUUAUUGGUUUCCACAUUUAACGUUACCCUCUGUGUGCAGUGGUUGUGUAUUUGGGUCAACUAGCUGGAUGCUUGGUCCAGAGUGGAUUGAUAAUGUGAGUUAUUACAGGUGAAAAUUGUAAACAUCCUUAUGAAUUUAUAUUGAUGCAGUGGUGAACCAAAGUACAGUAAUUAAGAAUUAAAAUGUCCCUUUGCCUCUCAACAAGAUAUAUUUACUGUCAGACUGAGGGGCUGUAAAAAUGUAAAUGGAAUUCAUAUCAAUGUACUAUAUUGUAGGCUAGUCUGUCAUACUGUUGAAAGUUACUUUUUUAUAUUAUCAAUUAACUGUUUUUGUCGUUUAUUUAUAAUAGAAAUACCACAAAUAGUGUAAUGCUUUAUUUAUUUUUAAAUCAUGAAAUAUUGUUUACACCAAAUAUCGUGUUUAAAAUAGCUACAACAUUGUUGUGGUGGAGCACUCCUGUACAGUAGGUGGCGCAUAUGUUUACAUGAAAGUGAUGAUGAGGAACAGGAAAAAUAAUCUCAACAGCAAGCUAACGUUACAAACAAAGCUAGCUAGCUAGCUAUCGAUGUUCAGUUUCUGAUAUUAUUGUAUUUGUUUUAAUAGGUUGCUAGAUAACUGUAUAUCGUCAUAAUAUAGAAAACAUAAAGACUGUUUUCAUAUUGAAAAAGGGGGCAAAACGUCGGGGACAAUGUCGGGUUCCGUGGUCGAGUUCCAGGCGCAGAUAGCCUCAAUCAUGGAGGUGCUAGCCAACGCUGCUGUAACCGAAAUCUGCAAAAUUGUUGACGAUGGCUAUGCGGUUGUACACAUGGAGAUUUCCCAAAGCCACAAGGACAACGAAUUUCUCCGGAGAAAAAUGAAAUUGUUGGAACUUCAGAUCGCGAGGUUUCGAUCAGAGAGAACAAAGUUUUCAGAGGGGUCCGUCCAAAAUCGCUUCCAUGGAAUACGCCUGCUCAACAGACACAACCAUCGAGAGACGGUAACGACAGGACCUACUUGGCAAAGCAGAGCCAGACUUUCCAACAGGAGUUUUGGGAACAGCAGCAUACCAAGAGACAGACAGCCCAUAGAUGUGGACCAAGAGGAUGUCUCUUCAUCAAAGCAUAUGGUUGCUACAAGUGAUGCGCAGUCAGCAGAGACAGAGGAAGGGGAACCAGACCUGCUGAUCAUCAAGGAUGAGGGAGAAGCAGAUGACCAGGACUCUAGGAUCAGCCACCCAACCAGAACAGUGGAGGGCAGCAGAGAACUAACCACAGCCACCACAGAGGACCCUGCCAUUCAGGCCAUUGGCCACAGAGGCAACAACAGCUACAACAACACCGCUAUGGAGGUCAGUGGAUCUGACGCCGUCCUCCUCCAAUCAGAAACAGGGACUGUGAACCAGGGACCCCAGCAGUACACAGGAUUUGAACCCAAAGCAGAGAGACAGAGUCUGGACACAAAGUGUGACAUGAACGGGGACCUCAAUCUCCUAAGAGGUUCUUUAAACCAGGUGUGGAGAGAGGUAGUAGCGACUGAUGAUGGUGCCUCUGCUGCUCACACUAAAGUAAUGGACCUAGGGAGUGGCCCAGUGGGCCCAGAAACACAGACUAGCUCAGACAUAGAAAUGAGAAGUGUAGGGUUAGAAAACCACAGGUUUUCCCCCAAGGAAUUCCAUUCCUCAUCAGAACAUGUGAUAGUGAUUGACUCUGUAUCCAGUGAGCAGCAGGUAGAUAGAGAUUUUGAGUGGGGUCAGGUGGGUACAGCUACUACACCACAGGUCAAUGGGACUGGAAAUAAGCAGGGAGUGGGAGGGUUUAACAGAAAUGCACCAAUGAUUCGCCCCAUUCACCCCGAUUCAUUGAGAGACAACACAACGCUAUUGGUAGCACCCGGUUUCCAUCCUGCAGAGAAAAAUACAGGCAUGCAUCUUGACACAGGAAAUGCAAGUGAGGCCAACAAAGCUAGUUGGUGCUCAUUGGCAAGCCUCCAUAGACACGCUGAAAUACCAGGAAGAGGAGUUCAACAACCAGUUCCUUCCUCACUUCCUGACGGCUAUUUUAGACCAAGCGCUGCAACUUUCUCUCACUCUAGUAAUUUCGCCACACACUUUAGACCUGGUACCGUAGAACGACCGUACGGUUGCUCGAGUUGCCAUAAAAAGUUUGUCCACGAGAGUGACUUACAGCAUCACAUGAUCAUCCACACCAGAAAGCGAGCAUUCGCCUGCACGUUGUGUGAGAAGAGCUUUGUGUCCCCCAGCAAGCUCCAAGUGCACCAGAACGUCCACACUGGAGAGAAGCCCUUCAGUUGUGCACAGUGCGGGCGCAGGUUCUCCCACUCCAGCAAUCUGAAAAGACAUCAGAAGCUUCAUCAUUGAUAGCUGACACAGAAGCAAGAGAUUCCUAUGGAAAAAAGCUAUGGAUUAGCAUUAUGUCAGUUAGGUUAUUGCAAUACUCUAUGAAAGCCUGCCUACUUCCUGGAUCAUGUACCUUGCUUUUUUUUUAUGGGAUUCAAGAGAAAAUUAUCACAUUCAUGAAAACGCUGUCAUUUGAUAUACAGUUGGGUCCAAAAGUAUUUGGACAGUGACACAUUUUGUUGUUGUUUUGGCUCUGUACUCCAGCACUUUGGUCAUAUUUAGGAUUUUUAUGCCUAAAACUUUCUCACUUAUCAUUAUUCACGAUUCAUUCAUGGUUAUCUGUAAUCAUGGUAGCAUCCAUAUUAAUGUGGAAGUGUUUAGAAACACAUUCUAUUCUUAUUUACAAUAAAAAUGACUCCAAAAUGACACAAUACAUUAUGUACCAUUCACAGCUUCUACCCUCAAGCCAUUAGACUGCUAAACAGUUAAUCAAACGGCUACCCAGACGAUUGGCAUUGACACCAUUUUUUUACACUGCUGCUACUCCCUGUUUAUGCAUAGUCACUUUACCCCUAACUACAUGUACAUAUUACCUCGACUAACCUGUACCCCCGCACAUUGACUCUGUGCCUGUACCUCCCUGUAUAUAGCAUAGUUAUUGUUAUUUUAUUGUGUUAUUUUUUUUCUUACUUUAAAUUAUUUAUUUUGUGCAAAUAUUUUCUUACUUUAAAAUAAAUUCUGCAUUGUUGGUUUAGGGCUUGUAAGUAAGCAUUUCAUGUGACAAAUACAAUUUGAUUUGAUUUCUAUUGGGUACAAAAUAAUCUGAAACGCAACCAAAACAAACUGCACAUGCAUCCAACAAGUAGAGUCACAGGCUUGAUGAAGGUAGGAAUAUCGCACAAAUAUGAUCAAUGCUUCAUUCGAUAGAAGACAACCUAUCUUGACAUUGUCAAGUAUUGAAAUCUGACACGAAUCCCAGACGUUUUUUUGCGAUCAAAAAGUUGUAUUUCUCUUAAUCUCUUUAUUUCCAGUGUAGGGAGAGCAGUUUUAUCGCAAUGGUACAUCAUACCGGCCAAAUUUCUACCUUCUUGAACGGCAAUAGCUCCAAUACACAUGAAAACGCAUGACCCCUGGUAUCGGUAGAACAUCGCUCACACAAAAACAAUAUAACAUUCAAAAUGUAUGAAUCUUUCCUGUAAAGUUUACUGUCUGUAAUUUAACCUCAUAGUCAUUGUAUCAUUUCAAAUUCAAAGUGCUGGAGUACAGAGCCAAAAGAACAACAAAGCAUGUUCACUGUCCAAAUACUUUUAGACCUCACUAUUAGCAGGCAAAGGUAUGUGAAUCAUGUUGGACAUAUUGGAAUCAGAAUAAAAUAGAUUUACACCAAAACAGUCUUUAUGGGCAUAAGUGUUUUACAUAAUUCUGACAAAAAAUAUCUAAUUGACUUAAUUCAUACAUUAACCACCAUCAAAUGAUAUUAUUGCAACCAUAUUGGAUUUUGGACACCAUAUUGGAUUUGAGGUCAAAUCAAGGGUGCCCCCAAAAAUAAUAUGUGGUUUAAUUACAUGAGUAGGGGCAAAAGAUACAAAAUCCUUCAAGGAACCUUGGACCCAAAAUGUUUAAUUUCGAUGUCUAAGCCCACUUGCUUUCUUUAGAGCUGAUUACAAUAGCCACAACAACAACAAAAAUGUGUAACUGUGUAUUUUUAUCAGGCAGGACCAAACAGCACUGAAUGAGAGCAAUGACUUGGGAAGGUGUCUUAUUCAGCUACUAAAACGUCAAGUGUACAUUCAUAAAUAUUAAUAGUUGAUAUUUCCACCUAUUGUAUCUCUGUGUUUACAGGUCUAUAUUUCCAAGAUACAUGAAGAUAUCCUGAUGCUGUUUGCCUGUGUAUGUGGGGCAGACAGCAAAUAUUGGGUUACAUAUGGUUAUGUGGGAAUGCCACUUCCAGCCAGGCAUUAUUCUGCACUUUUCUUAGUUUAGGGCGUUUGUCACAAUAUCUAUCAAUUAACCACUUCUUCAGUCAAAUGUUUUUUAACAAUCACCCAUUUAAUUAUUGAAAGCCAUUAUAGAUGUGGAAAAAACAUGUGUUUUGUAAUAGCUCGGGUAGGGGUGUCUCCCAACAUUUUUGGGGCCACAAGCCUAGUUUUUUUUAAAUAUAAUUUAGCUACAACGUUGUUGCGAUGGAGAACUCCUGUACAGUAGGUGGCGGUGUUAAACUUUAAAUUCUACAGUCCAGCAUAAUGAUGAGGAAAAGGAACGAAUCACCGGCUACAAACAAAGCUAGCGAUGUUUCGUUUCUGACAGGAUUGCCUUUAUUUUAAUAGCAAACUAGAUAACUGUAGAUUAUUAUAAUAUUAUAGAAAACACAAAGACUGUUUUCAUAUUGAAAAGGGACCAAAAGCUUCUGGAGAACAAUGUCGGGUUCCGUGGUCGAGUUCCAGGGGCAGAUAGCCUCAAUCAUGGAGGUGCUAGCCAACGCUGCUGUAGCCGAAAUCUGCAAAGUUGUUGACGAUGGCUAUGCGGUUGUACACCUGAAAAUGUCCCAAAGCCACAAGGAGAACGAAUUUCUCCGGAGGAAAUUGAAAUUGAUGGAACUUCAGAUCGCCAGGUUUCGAUCAGAGAGAACAAAGUUUUCAGAGGGGUCCGUCCACAACCGCUUCCAUGGAAUACGCCUGCUAAACAGACACAACCAUCGAGAGACGGCAACGACAGGACCUACUUGGCAAAGCAGAGCCAGACUUUCCAACCGGAGUUUUGGGAACAGCACCAUACCAAGAGACAGACAGCCCAUAGACGUGGACCAAGAGGAUGUCUCUACAUCAAAGCAUAUGGAUGCUACAAGUGAUGAGUCAGCAGAGACAGAGGAAGGGGAACCAGACCUGCUGAUCAUCAAGGAUGAGGGGGAAGCAGAUGACCAGCACUCUAGGAUCAGCCACCCAGCCAGAACAGUGGAGGGCAGCAGAGAGCUAACCACCCAACUGGCUGCUGCCACCACCAAGGAUCCCGCCUUCCAGCCCAGAGGUCCCAGAGGCAAAAACUACAACACUGCUAUGGAGGUCAGUGGAUCUGACGCCGUCCUCCUCCAAUCAGAAACAGGGAAUGUGUACCAGGGACCACAGCAGUACACAGGAUUUGAACCCAAAGCAGAGAGACAGAGUCUGGACACUAAGUGUGACAUGUACGGGGACCUCAAUCUCCUAAGAGGUUCUUUAAACCAGAUGUGCAGAGAGGUAGUAGCGACUGAUGAUGGCGCCUCUGCUGCUCACACUAAAGUAAUGGACCUAGGGAGUGGCCCAGUGGGCCCAGAAACACAGACUAGCUCAGACAUAGAAAUGAGAAGUGUAGGGUUAGAAAACCACAGGUUUUCCCCCAAGUCGUUCCAUUCCUCAUCAGAACAUGUGAUAGUGAUUGACUCUGUAUCCAGUGGGCAGCAGGUAGAUAGAGAUUUUGAGUGGGGUCAGGUGGGUACAGGUACUACACCACAGAUCAAUGGGACUGGGAAUAAGCAGGGAGUGGGAGGGUUUAACAGAAAUGCACCAAUGAUUCGCCCCGUUUACCCCGACUCGAUGAGAGACAACACAACGCUAUUGGUUUCACCCGGCUUCCGGCCCUCAGAGAUAAAUACAGGCAUGCAUCUUGGCACAGGAAAUGCAAGGGAGGCCAACAAAGAUAGUUGGUGUUCGUUGGCAAGCCUCCAUAGAGACUCUGAAAUACCAGGAAUAAGAAUUCAACAACCAGCUCAUACCUCACUUCCUGUCGGCCAUUUUAGACCAAGCGCCACAACUUCCUCUCACUCCAGUAAUCUCGCCACAGAUGUUACACCUGGCACCGUGGAACGACCGUACGGUUGCCCGAGCUGCCAUAAGAAGUUUGUCCACGAGAGUGACUUGCGGCGGCAUGCAGUCAUCCACACCAGAAAGCGGACAUUUUCCUGCACCUUGUGUGAGAAGAGCUUUGUGUGCGCCAGCCAUCUCCAAGUUCACCAGAACGUCCACACUGGGGAAAAGCCCUUCAGUUGUGCACAUUGCGGACGCAGGUUCUCCCACUCCAGCAAUCUGAAUAGACAUCAGAAGCUUCAUCAUUGAGAACUGACACAGAAGCAAGAGAGUCCUAUGGAAAAAAGCUAUGGAUUAGCAUUAUGUCACUUUGUUUUAUAGCAAUACGCUAUGAAAAUCCUGCCCACUUCCUGAAUCACGUCCAUUGCUGUUUUUGAAUGGGAUUUAAGAGUUUAUAAUAAAAUUAAUGAAACAGUC
This is a messenger RNA of Salmo salar (Atlantic salmon), 7273 nucleotides long. Lineage: Eukaryota; Metazoa; Chordata; Actinopteri; Salmoniformes; Salmonidae. The record is from RefSeq and is a predicted model, not a curated record.